This is a messenger RNA of Pomacea canaliculata, 1627 nucleotides long. RefSeq names its product glutathione S-transferase 4-like. The transcript is spliced from 6 exons. Lineage: Eukaryota; Metazoa; Mollusca; Gastropoda; Architaenioglossa; Ampullariidae. Bases 143 to 586 code for a protein of 147 amino acids. Gene Ontology annotation, biological process: glutathione metabolic process. Gene Ontology annotation, molecular function: glutathione transferase activity. The record is from RefSeq and is a predicted model, not a curated record.
CUGCCAGGGUCAGACGAAUGAUCUCAGCUCGCCCUCGAGCGUCGAAGUAGUACAGCUUGGUGGCCAUGUUGGAUCUGUGGCGGGUGUUGUUGCAAGACAAGGCUUCUGUCGCCGAGUAGUGCCAACCGAGGAGGACAUUACCAUGGCUGACAUCAAACUUUACUAUUUCGAUGCCAGAGGAGUGGCAGAAGUCUCACGCUUGGUGCUAGCGUUCGCUAAACAACCGUACGAGGACAUCAGAUGGUCUAUGGAUGACUGGCCAAAAUAUAAGAAAGAAUCACCUUUCGGCCAGUCGCCGUGGAUCGAGUACAAGGGAGAGAAACGCAGCCAAAGUAUUGGCAUAUCAAUUUUCCUGGCACAGAAAUUUGGUCUGUACGGCAAGACCCACCUGGAGGCGCUGCGUAUCGACGAGGUCGUCUACCUGGUGCGCGAUGUUCGUCUCGUCUGGGCGCAGGUGGACCAAGAGAAGAACCCCACGAAGAAGGCUGAACUGGAGACAAAGUUCGAGGAGCAGGACUUGCCAAAAUUUCUGGACACUUUGUUAAAUUGUUGGAAGAAAACGCAACAGCGUUUUUAUAGGAAAUGAAUUGACCCUGGCGGACAUUUACGUCUACGACCUGGUGUAUCAACUGAAGAAGGUCAGGAACUAUGAUGCACUUACCAAGUUUCCUACCCUGGGGUCACUCAAGUCAAAGGUCGAGGGCAAUCCUGACAUUGCCAAGUACCUUUCAACACGCAAGGAUACCCCUAGAUAGGCUAACAAGUCUUUCUUAGCUUAUCACACUGCCAGAGCUUCAUAGUUAGAAAUAAUUGGCUGGAUGGUCAAUUUGAUUAUAAUUUUUCCAUGUAGUGGUGAUUUUACACUGUAAGAAGAAGGCGGGCUUAAAAAGGGGAAGGAAAACAGAUCCCUCCCAUCACCAUUUAUAUUUAGACAUUUUAGAAUCUUGUGUAUAAUAUUACAUAUAUUUUAGUUUUAUUGUUAUGGAAAAUCUUUUUUUUUGUUGUUCAAAAUUUAUUUACGCCAAUGAGUUUAUUCAAAAUACUUUUCUUAAAUAUUUAACCGAAGUUUUUUUUAAAAAAAUGUGCUUUACAGUCAUUAAAAGAUUUUGUUUACAGAAUCAUGAUUUCAACUGGAAAAUAAACAUUUAGUACAGUUUUCUUGCUGGCAGCUUACAUGCUUUAUGAAAAUGUGUUUCUUAGGAUGUGUUUGCAAAUGUUUUAUAAAUGAAGAUAAGUUUACAGUAUGCAUACAAAGAUGUAACAUGCUAUCACGUGUGUUUCACAACCAUCUUUUUAAUUCUUACAAAACUUGUCUGUAAAAAUUCGGCUCCAAAUGUUGUUUGUUUACGGCAACACUCGUUUGACCGAACUGAAUACUGUGUUUAUGUCAGGUGACACGGACAGGUCAACUAGGUGAAUGCCGCAGCAUCUAGUUAACUAAUCUGGAUGACUCAUAAAUAUAUGUAAGAAAAUAACAGAGAUAAUUAUAUCAAUCAUAUUUGAAAUAAAGACAUAAUGUAUUUGCAUGCGAUUACAUAUCUUAAAAGCUGUGUUUUACAAUUUUGAAGACAAGAGUAUGCUAUUAUAAUAAACAUUCUAUUAGUUCAGUGUCUCGGGAGAAUUUUUC